AAAAAAAAAAAAAAAAAAAAAAAGCAAAAAACAAAAACCCGAUAAUUCAACAAGAACUGAAAUGGAUUAAAUGAAGUGCAUGAUGAAGAAAAAAGGAUACCUUUGCGGGAAAAUCAGACGCGACUGAAGCUAGAGAAAGCAGAUAAAAUUCUUCUUUGGGGUUCGAUCACUUCACUAGCGACUGAAAAAUUUCAGCUUUCUGACGAAGAAGAAAUCCAUAGAAAGAAAUUGGAGAGGAGCGAAUUACUGAAUUAGGGCCGAGGUAGGGAAACGGCGUCGGUUGGUAAUUGAUAAUUGGGCUAAAAGGCAUGGCCCAAUAAAGAGCCCAGAUUGAUUUUAAUUUGUACUGCAGCCCGUUUUUACAUUAAGGGGAAAUCCACCGGCCGAAUUGAACACCGAAAGAUAGAGAAAGAUGGCUUCGAGGGUGGCGAUGCUGAGGAAUGCGGCGGCGAGCGGCAGCUUUGGCCUACGGAGGUGGGCUCACACAAUGGCCCAACCAUCACCGUUGCAGUCUUCUAUGGACGGCUGUAGCUCUGCAACGCCGCCGUUGGUGCUGCCGGAAUCGGAGACCAAUUAUGAUAAUUACAUCGGGUUUCAUUUACCAAGCUUCUCUUUGAUACAAGGGUCUAUGGAGCUAAUGGCUGUUCCUAAAAAGAAGGUUUCUCGUCACAAGAGAGGCAUAAGGAAUGGACCUAAGGCUCUGAAACCUGUGCCAGUAAUCAUCCGUUGCAGGGCAUGUGGUCGAGUCAAGCUGCCACAUUUCUUUUGUUGCAGCGGCAUUAAGCCAAAUCCCGGUGAAGAAGAUUGACUGAGAAGUUUAUUGGUAGCAUGUCUAGGUUUCUGAAGCAUGAAAAGGACUGUCAACCUUCAUAAUCUCCAUCUAGGGAAACAUAUCAAAUUAAUGGCCAAACUGGAACCUGGACCUGCUCAGAGUCUCUCGCUGCACGCUUUUAUCACGAUUCGUACCCAUGUGAAGCAUUGCCUUUAGUGUAUGGCAUCGAUAGUAAUAGAAUUAUCUGCUUCUCUUAUUAUCGUUCAAAUUAGAUUUUAUCGCUUAUGUAAUAACCACAACGACUGAAAUCUCUUGCUGAAGUUGAUAGUUUGUACUCUGUAGACAUUUGAGCAAUCAUGCAUUGGCAAUUGAGUACACCGUCUUAAGCAUACUCGACAAAAUGAUGGCCGUAAAAACUGCCGCUGCUCCUGAAUUCUGAACCAUGAAACAAAAGAAAGGAUCAUGGUUUCAUUAAGUGCAUCUUCCGAAUGAUUUACUGUCAUUAAUGUUCAUGGCUUCCAAACUAUUUUCAAUGAAGGGAUUUGAACUCCAUUAUCAAUUUCAUUACUUUUGAGGGACACAGAG
This is a messenger RNA of Oldenlandia corymbosa var. corymbosa, 1357 nucleotides long. Lineage: Eukaryota; Viridiplantae; Streptophyta; Magnoliopsida; Gentianales; Rubiaceae. The record is from the annotation of a GenBank genome assembly.